Cavenderia fasciculata is the source of this 1809-nucleotide messenger RNA. RefSeq lists its product as uncharacterized. NCBI's taxonomy places the organism in Eukaryota, Evosea, Eumycetozoa, Acytosteliales, Cavenderiaceae. The coding region runs from base 1 to 1809 and encodes 602 amino acids. Gene Ontology annotation, biological process: transmembrane transport. The transcript has a single exon. The record is from RefSeq and is a predicted model, not a curated record. Gene Ontology annotation, molecular function: transmembrane transporter activity.
AUGUUGACUCCAGAAGAAGAAGAUGGAGCAGGAUAUAUAAUCAAAGGAGAUGAAGAAACUCCAAUGAUCAAAGAAGAGGGGGAAGUCGGAGGAGAAGUAGAACAAGAGAAACCAAUGCAUUUACCAAGUAUGAUUAGUAUUAUGGCAAUUGGAUUCAUUGCAAAUGUAGAGUAUGGUAUUGUGAUGCCUUCGGUAUGGCAGUUUAUCGUUUCGUUGGAUGGUACAAAUAAUACGCUUGGUUGGGCACUCAGUGGAUUCUCAUUGGCACAACUUAUAUUCCUGCCAUUGAUUGGGUUCUGGGCCGACAAGAGAACGUUGCGUGAAGCGAUUUGUGUCAGUUUGUUGGUUGGUAUAUCUGGUAAUCUUGUCUAUGCAAUGUCAGUCUCUCCGUUGAUGAUUAUCGCCGGUCGUCUCAUUGCAGGUAUUGGAAGUGCCAACAUGGCACUCACCAACAGUUACAUUGCAUCGGUAUCAACCAAAGAGCAACGAACUCGUUAUAUGGCCAAAGUCAACGGUAUCAAUGCCAUUGGAUUGGUGGCAGGUCCCAUAUUUAAUCUUGCACUCGCCAAAUUAAACUCUUCGUUUUGGAUUAAAAAUGUACACUUUGUAUUCGACCCUUUACGUGGACCUGGUUGGAUGCUCUCUGUCCUACUCUUUUUAUGUCUCAUUUCAUUUAUUUUCUUUAAAGAACCUACUUUUAAUGAAAAACAACAAGCUCAAGGAGUAGAAACUAAAUCAACUAAACCAACAACAACAACAACUACUCAACAACAAUCGACAAAUAAUUAUAGUGAAAAAACACAUUUAUUAAUUAAUAAUAAUAAUAGUAAUAAUAAUGAUGGCGCAAACAAUAAUAAUAUUAAUAAUAGUGACUAUAAUUAUAAUAAUUAUAAUAGUAAUAAUAAUAAUAAUCAAAACGUUUCAAGAUCAAAUAGUAGAAAUGAUAGAUCAACACCAACUAGUCCAAUAACUAGUAUGAAUAAUUAUAGUAAGAAAUAUAAUAAUCAAUCAAAGGCACAAUCCAAUGUAAAUUCAAUAUCCAACAUAUCAUCUGCAUCCUACCAUUUUUCAAUUAUUUAUGGACAACAAAUUCAAGGUGGCGAUCAUCAACAAGAUCUUGCCAACCCUUUUCCAAAAAGAGAGGAUACCUUUUUCAAGAAACUAUUCAAAUUGGUCAAUGCAUCGUUGUUGACCUGUUUCUUGAUCAAUUUUGUACAAAACUUUGUGUUUGGAGCUUUAGAGACACUUAUCACGCCAAUCACCCAUCAGCAAUACAAUUUCGAUACGCUAGAUAAUUCAGUCAUGUAUUCAGUCAUCUCUGGUGAGGUGAUUAUAUUCAUUUUUGCUACAGUGUUUGCUGCCAACAAGGGUAUUCAAGACAAGUAUCUCAUUCUAUUUGGACAAGUCUUUUUGGGUGCUGGUCUUGCCAUGUUGUUGGUCUUUUUCGGUGGCCCUGCUACUCGUCACGUUGAACUAUGGAAAUUUGCUCUAUCAGUCAUCAUCACCACGAUGGGUAUCCCUACCCAAAACACCAGUAUCUAUUCUCUCUAUUCAAAACUACUGAAUCGUAUCUAUGGAGAGAAUGAACCACAGGGUUUCCAAACUGGAUUCAUGAUGCUCAUGGGUAGCGGUGCUAGAAUCCUCGGUCCACUACUCGCUGGUUAUGGUUUGGAUAUGGCCAAUAGAUUCCCACUCUUUAUCUUUUGUCUAUCACUCUGGGUGUUUGAUAUUGGUGUAACUCUAAUCUUUUGGAAGAAAUUAACUUUUAUUACAAAACCUGGUCAAAAGGCAACUAUUGUUGCUCAUUAA